GUCACUGUCAAUCAAUGCCGCAUUGCCUGCCAGCCAAAGCCAGCCAAACCAAACAUUGCAAUUUAUUUUGUUGAAUGAAUGUUUAAUUUUUCUUUCACACAAAAAAGAUUUGUUACUCUUGGAUCUUACUUGAAAAGAAUGGGGCGAAGAAACCGUAACGUGAAUAAAUUUGCUCAAAGGAAGAGAGACCGGAAAGAACAGGAGAAGAAUCCUCAAGAACAGCCUGCUGGUGACAAUCGUAAGCAUUACGAAGACAUAGUAAGAGAAAAUGCUGCUUUUGAAGAAUAUUAUAAGACUCAAAAGGUCUGUCCAGAGGAAGAGUGGCCAACAUUCAUGAAGUCACUCAAAGAAAACCUGCCGACCGCCUUCCGAAUCACUGGAUCGAAAUGUGAAGCUGAUGCUUUGCUUGGGAUUGUUAAGAGCCAAUACUUCUCUGAGCUGCUAAAUAUGAAGCUGAAGGUUGACGGCACUGAUGAGGAGGAGGAGAUUAAGCCUAUUAAUUUGCCUUGGUACCCAUCUGGCCUGGCGUGGCAGCUCCGUCUCUCUCGCUCGGACAUUCGCCGUAAUGAAGCUCUCUACCGGCUUCAUAAUUUCCUGGUAGCUGAGACCGCAGCAGGGGGGGUCUCGAGGCAAGAGACUGUGUCUAUGAUACCACCCGUUGUCCUUGAUGUUCAACCACACCAUAAGGUGUUAGACAUGUGUGCUGCCCCAGGGUCGAAAACCGCUCAGCUGAUUGAGUUCUUACAUGCCGAUGAAGAUAAAAUGCCUACAGGUUUUGUAAUGGCCAAUGAUGUAGACAACAGCCGCUGCUACAUGCUGGUGCACCAAGCCAAGAGGCUGAACUCUCCCUGCAUACUGAUCACGAACCACGACUCUGCUGUCAUGCCGUCUCUCGUCGUUACUGAUGAUAAGGAUCCGUCGACAAGUAAACCGUUGAAGUUCGACCGAAUAUUGUGCGACGUGCCGUGCUCGGGCGACGCGACGCUGCGCAAGAACCCCGACAUCUGGCUCAAGUGGUCCACCGGCAACGGGAAUAACCUUCACGGCAUACAAUACAGAGUCCUUCGUCGCGGUUGCGAACUCCUCGCAAUCGGUGGGCGCCUGGUAUAUUCCACCUGUUCCUUCAACCCUGUGGAAAACGAGGCUGUGAUACACAGGAUAUUGCAAGAGUCUGGAGACAGCUUAGAGCUAGUGGAAGUUAAGGAUAUGUUGCCGGGACUUAAGUUCCAUAAAGGCAUGAGCCACUGGCGGCCCGCGUCCAAAGACAUGGUGUUCUACGACAAAUACGAAGAUGUGCCAGAGAAAUGGCAGACAGUGGUCCGGCCACAGAUGUUCCCGCCCAAACCGGACGAAAUUGACAAAUAUCAUCUGGACAGAUGUGUAAGAAUACUACCCCAUCAUCAAGACACAGGCGGUUUCUUCGUGGCAGUGUUCGAAAAAAAAUCCCAACUACCGUGGGAGAAAGAGAUAAAAGAGACGGAAACGCCCAAAGAAGAGAAGAAAGAACCGCCCAAAAAGAAACGAAGAAUGGGCGGUUACAGGGAAGAUCCGUUCGUGUUCUUCUCCGGGGAAAAAGAAGACGUAUUCCCUUCUAUUAAGGACUAUUAUGACUUGAAGCCGGAGUUUGAACCGACUUGCUUAUUGACCAGAUGUUAUGUGGGGAAGAAGAAGAACAUAUAUCUAGUGUCGCCGAUAGUGAAGGAUGUUGUGCAAAAGAAUGAAUCGAGUAUAAAGAUCAUUAACACUGGUGUUAAGACGUUUGUGAGAUGUGAUAAUAAGAAUAUGGUGUGUCCGUUUAGGUUAUCCCAAGAAGGCCUGCAGAGUAUAUCUCCCUUGAUCGGACCCAAACGUCGAUUGCAGAUACCGAAGGAAGACCUAAUACGAGUGCUGCAGAAUGACAACCCGAGUAAACCCCCAGACGUCAAACUUUUCACUGAACACACGCAGGAGCUUAUCAAAGAUUUUGCGACCGGCAGCUGCGUCCUAGAAUACAAAGACCGGGAGUCGAGCCUGGCGCUGACAGUAGUGGGCUGGCGCGGCGCGCGGUCGCUGCGCGCGUACGCCGCUGCGGCCGGCGCCGUGCACUGCUUGCGGCUGCUGCGCGCUGACUACAGCAAAUACGAUAUAAAUAAAUUCAAAAAGGCGUCAGAAGUGCCCCAAGGGGACGCGGACACGUCCGAAGCGACUGAAACAACGGUAGCUAAUGACAUUGAUGAGCCGCAGUCUUACAGUGAAAAUGGCGCGAAAAAUGGCGAAAAAAUGGCGGUAGAUGACGCGGGAUCCAGUAAUUUAUAGUAGAUUCACGCGGGCCUCCAGAGCCAGCCUGCAGUGCGCACAGCGCGCCAGCAGCACGCAGCGCCGCCAGUAGUGCGCCUCCAGCGCCGCGCACUGCACGCGCGCGCCGCACCACGUGCAUCUUGUGCUAGACCAGACACCGACUGAACUAUACACGACGCACGAAUGCAACCAAACGCGCUACUCACUGCACUUGACAUGGGAGUAAGUUAAAAUAGCUGGAGUGAUUCAGAAAUGUUGGACUUGAAAAGAUAUACAGUACAGUGAAAUAAUAUUUCUAAAGGUAUUAGAUAUUUUCUUUUAGAAAGAUAAAAAUAAAUAUACUCACACAGGCUCUGGGGUAGUAUCACUUCCAUCUAUAGCACCAGCUUCAUACCCUUCGUAAUUGUGCUCAGCGCUUGUCGCCAUUUGUUUACGACCUAAAUAAAUUUUUCUACAUAACUUAAGUCGGCUAAUAUCUGUUUUUUUAAUAUUUUUUUAUACUACUUCUCAAAGCCAAGAAAAGCAAAACGAAAACUGUAAAGGCGAUAGAAUUCCACCUUGUGGAACACCAGUAUGUCUGUUAUAACAAUAAAAUUGUAAAGCAAUUUC
This is a messenger RNA of Plodia interpunctella (Indianmeal moth), 2886 nucleotides long. RefSeq names its product NOP2-Sun domain family, member 2 (gene Nsun2). Gene Ontology annotation, biological process: tRNA methylation. Gene Ontology annotation, cellular component: cytoplasm; nucleus. The coding region runs from base 79 to 2295 and encodes 738 amino acids. NCBI's taxonomy places the organism in Eukaryota, Metazoa, Arthropoda, Insecta, Lepidoptera, Pyralidae. The record is from RefSeq and is a predicted model, not a curated record. The transcript is spliced from 14 exons. Gene Ontology annotation, molecular function: tRNA (cytidine-N5)-methyltransferase activity; tRNA binding.